Messenger RNA from Exophiala aquamarina CBS 119918, 1587 nucleotides. RefSeq lists its product as uncharacterized. The record is from RefSeq and is a predicted model, not a curated record. Bases 1 to 1587 code for a protein of 528 amino acids. NCBI's taxonomy places the organism in Eukaryota, Fungi, Ascomycota, Eurotiomycetes, Chaetothyriales, Herpotrichiellaceae. Gene Ontology annotation, biological process: proteolysis. Gene Ontology annotation, molecular function: aspartic-type endopeptidase activity. The transcript has 2 exons.
AUGCCUGCCAUCCUUGGGCCUCUGCUCACGGCAGCAGCUAUAGUCACUUCAAUCGCGCCGGUAACAGCGUCUGCCAGUCCAGGCACUGUUGGGUUCAACUUCGAACGCCGUCGCGUCAACGCCGAAGACGUCCCACAUCUUAGGAAGCGGGCAUCCGACAAAACCGUACUGGCCAGUCUCACCAAUGAGUAUAUUCUAUACUUCAUCAACGUUACCGUCGGCACCCCAGGUCAAGCCUUUUCUCUUCAACUGGACACAGGCUCUUCCGAUAUUUGGUUCCCCUCUGUGAACGCCGAUGUCUGCAGGCAGGACAUCCAAUACUGUCCGGUCGGCACCUACGAUUCGUCCGCCUCGUCUACUUUUGCGGAACUCAACCUCCCUGAAUUCCAAAUUCAAUAUGUCGACGGCACGGAAAUUGCUGGGUCAUACCUAUCGGAUGUCUUAAAUAUUGGUUCCACACAGCUCACAAACAUGACCAUGGCGGAAGCCCUGACAGCUAACACUCGCGGCAUUGGCAUCAUGGGUAUUGGAUUUCAGUCCGGAGAAGCCGCUGCAUCUCAAAACGGGUUCACAUAUCCCAACGUGAUCGAUGUCUUAAAGAGCGAAGGCUUCAUAAACACUUUGGCGUACUCCCUCUGGCUGGACGACCUGGCAUCGUCAACGGGUUCAAUUUUGUUUGGCGGAGUGGACACGAAUAAAUACCACGGUGACCUAGUCUCCCUACCAAUUCAGAUCGACACGCAAAGCCAGACUAUCUCGUCUUUUACGGUUGCUUGGACUGGCCUUACUGUCACUGCAGCUGGGCAGGUUUCCAAAUUCAAUCCAACUGCUCCACUACCAGUGAUUCUGGAUUCCGGAACCACUGACACACUCUUGCCCGAUGAUAUCGCCAAUGACAUCUUCAAUGGCGUGGGCGUUCUGACUGAUCCAAGCUAUGGCAAUGUGGUAAAAUGCUCACUCGCCGAUGACGACGUGACCUUUUCCUUCACAUUUGGCGGGGCUGGUGGCCCCAUCGUCAACGUGAGCCUGUCAGAAUUUGUCACCCCUCUCCUGACCACCGAUGGAUCUCAACCGACAUUCGAAAACGGAGACCCCGCUUGCUCAUUCGGAAUCGAAGCGGCAGGCGACAACCCGCUCCUGUUUGGUGAUUCCUUCCUUCGCAGUGCGUACGUCGUGUACGAUCUCGAGAACCAGCAGAUUGCAAUUGCACAGACCAACUUUGACGCCAAUCCUAGCGACCAGAACGUCCAAGCCUUCCAGGUCAGCAGCGGUAUCCCAAACGUCGCGUCUACUGCUACUGCGGCAAGCGUCGCACAGACCUUCACUGGAAACCCACAUGUCACAGAGGCAUCGGCUACCGCCACUGGCAGCCUUGCUGGGGGAACUUCGAGGUCUGCCACAUUCAAACUGACUCCGACAAAAAGCUCGGGCGCCAGCAGCACCGCCGACAGCGGGAGCUCGAGCUCGAGUUCAUCCAAUGCCGCGAAUCCGAACCUUCGGCCGGGAUCUAUCCAGCUGGGUGGAAUCACUGCACUGGGCGUAGUCGUGGGCGGCGUAUUGUUGGGUGGUAGUUUGGUACUGUUGUAA